AUGGGUUCUUUCCUCUCCCCAGCAAGUCUUCAAGAUCUCCUGCGCGAAGCCUCCGUAUCAUAUCCACAACGAAGCCUUAUCGUCUACCCCCUUGGAAACACAUCAACUCCCAUUAGGGUAAGCUACGAAAGUUUGUACGCCCAAGCACUCCGGGCCAGUCAAGUGCUUCUACGUUUGCCCGGCCUCAAACCUGGAGCGCCAGUACUACUGCAUCUUGACAACCACUGGGAUACCAUUCUGUGGUUCUGGGCGACACUCCUCGCGAACGCUCUCGCCGUCCCUUCUUCACCGUUCAGCAAUGUAGAGGACCAUCGAAGGAAGCACAUCCAAGGUCUCUCUUCGCUUCUAGAGUCUCCAAUAUGUAUUACGCGAGCCAAGGCUGUGAAGCUGUUCGACUGCGAUCACAACAUGAGGCUGUAUACAGUGGAAUCCUUGCUUUCGACACCAGUUUCUCCGGACCUCCAAACCCCGCCGCCAACGCCCAACACCGGACUCGCGAUGUUGAUGUUAACCUCAGGCAGCACUGGGAACGCAAAGGCCGUCCAACUCGAUCAUGUACAGAUACUCGCAGCCAUCGCCGGAAAGGCUUCCGUCAGGCAGCUCUCAGAGGAAAAGCCAUUCUUGAACUGGAUUGGGCUUGAUCAUGUGGCCAGUCUUGUCGAGAUCCACCUUCAAGCAAUGCACCUGGGCGUUGACCAGGUCCACGUCCACGCAGCCGAUAUCGUCUCCUCGCCGUUGACCUUCCUCGAUCUCCUCAGUCGGCACCAGGUGACUCGCUCCUUUGCACCAAACUUCUUCCUUGCCAAACUGGUCUCGCAGACACGGAAAGGGGAUAAUGAUCCCGGACGCUGGGAUUUACACCACUUGAGAGUGAUGGCAUCUGGCGGCGAGGCAAAUGAUGUACAGACAUGCAUCGCGGCUUCGACCCUCUUUUCGGAGCACGGCGCUCCUUCAAGUGUCAUAACUCCCGGUUUCGGAAUGACGGAGACAUGCGCUGGAGCAAUUUUCAGCCUCAACUGUCCGGAAUACGACAUAAAACACCAACGGGCAUUUGCCUCUCUUGGAAGGUGUAUGAGAGGAAUUGAAAUGAGGGUGACGGUUGCCACGGUGGACGACGGAGUUAGACUAGCUUCACCCGACGAGCCUGGCAGCCUCGAGGUCCGUGGAGACGUCGUAUUUCGUGGCUACUAUCGCAAUGAGAAAGCUACCGCACAGGCCUUUCGACCCGGAGGAUGGUUCAGGACCGGAGAUAAAGCGAGCAUCGAUCCCGCAGGCAACCUAAACCUCCUCGGAAGAGCCGACGACACGAUGAACAUCAACGGAGUGAAGAUCAGCCCAGCGGGUCUGCAGACAUCACUUGAGCACGCUUUGGCUGGCCAUGUUUCUUGCGGUACGGUGUUCCCGGUCCGAGCGUCCGGGGCGAGUACUGAGCAGAUUGCUGUCGUAUAUGUUCCGAUGAAGAGCCCGCUCAUAUCCGAUGACGCGCUCCACAUCAGGGAUAUUAUCGCUAGUGUAAGCAUCGCUGCCACAGGCACGCAGCCCGUCGUUUUCGCGGUAGUGGACGAGACUAAGCUUCCGAGGACAACUCUUGGGAAGCUUUCUCGAGCGAAACUGCGAACUAUGUUCGAAAAUGGGCACUUUGCAUCCGAGCUAGAACACCACAGGAGUUUAAUAUCUCCUUCAAUAUUGAACGGCACCUCCACGCCUGCUACCGAAGCUGAACGCCGUCUUCUAGAUGACUUUGAAGAGGCUUUUGAUAUUCCGUCGGGCACCAUGGGACCUCUCACGUCUAUCUUCGAAAUGGGCAUCACCUCAAUGGCACUCAUCAGCCUCAAGCGCCGCAUCGAAACUCGACUUUGCCUGGAUGUCCCACUGAUCACGCUCAUGAACAACCCUACCGCUCGUACUCUCUCCGAAGCCCUGGACGAGCUGAACAUUGCAUCGGGCUACAACCCCGUGGUGACGCUGCGGAGCCAUGGCAGCAAGGCUCCCCUCUGGCUUGUGCAUCCCGGUGUGGGGGAGGUCUUGGUCUUCCUCGGUCUUGCGAACCUAAUAUCCGAUCGGCCAGUCUAUGCCCUCCGCGCGCGAGGCUUCGACGGCGAACCGCACUUCACGGACCUCGCCGAUAUGAUUGGCACCUAUUACGAGGCAAUCAGGCGAAAGCAGCCCACGGGUCCGUAUGCCCUAGCUGGCUACAGUUAUGGAUCUAUGGUUGCUUUCGAGUUGGCCAAGCGACUGGAAGCCGAUGGCGAGGAAGUGAAGUUCCUCGGAAGCUUCAAUCUCCCACCGCACAUCAAGCAGCGCAUGCGGCAGCUCAGUUGGAACAUGUGUCUCCUUCACCUUGCAUACUUCCUGGGCCUCACCACCGAGCAAUUCGCUGACGACAUUGAAGACAGUUUUAGAGAACUACCCCGAGAGUCCGCAAUGGCUACCGUGCUCGAAGUAGCAGACGAAGCGCGCAUGGCAGAGCUCGGAUUAGAUGAGCGCAAGUUGGCGAACUGGGCGCAGUUGGCGUUUAGCUUGCAGAGUCUAGCCGUCGACUAUGAGCCCUCGGGCAGUGUAGGGCUGAUCGACGUCUUCCACGCCCGGCCGCUGAGAGUCGCGGCGAAGUCGCGAGAAGACUGGUUGGAGAACCAUCUCAGCAAGUGGAAGCAUUUCUGUAGGACGGAGCCUCGGUUCCACGAAGUGGGAGGCGCGCACUAUACUAUGAUUGGGAAGGAAUAUGUCGUCGGUGCCCCACCAUCCAUCUCAGCCCCAAACAAAGUCCGGCGCUAUACCUCUACCUCUGGAUCUAGCAGGCCCGCUCGAGGAACACUUUUCCAACUUCGACUUCGACUUUCGAAAAACGAAACUGAAGUAGAACAUAUGGACGCGUCGGUUGAGCAGGUUAAGAAGCUAGCCGCGACGGUGGGGGAGGAGGGUAGGAGAAAGUUGAUAGUGAGCUUGCACGAGCUGGCGUACGAGUUGGAGGAUUCGAAUGAUACCGUUCAUCGGUUUGGAUAUUUGCAUCUUCAAACUGCCGCUGUGAAGAUUGGGUUCGACAUUGGGCUGUUUCGCUUCCUAGCCGAGCGAGAGGGCGAGGUAGCCAUUGAUGAGAUCGCGCGCAAGACCGGUGCGGAGGAGUUAUUCCUAAGCCGCUACCUCAGCUACCUCGCCGCCAUCAGUGCCGUCCGUCAAAUCGACGCACACCACUACGCCGCGAACAAAACGACCCGCAAUCUCGCCGAGCCCGUCAGCCUCGCCGGCAUCUCGCACUGUUUCCAAACCAUCGGCCCCCAGUACCAAGCCCUCCCGUCUUUUCUCGCCUGCACUCAGUACGCAAACCCCACCGCCGAGCUCGCUACCGCCUUCCAGCAGGCGUACUCCACGGACCAGCAUGCGUUCGCCUGGUUUGCGAGCCAUCCUGAGGAACUCAAGUAUUUCAACGACUACAUGGCGUUUCGGCGGGAGCCGAAGCUCAGCUGGCUGAGUGUGUAUCCCGUGGAGAAAGAGGUAGAGGGCUGGGAUGCUGGGGAAGACAAGGCGGUGUAUGUUAAUAUGGGCGGCGGGAUUGGACACCAGUGCAGGCAGUUUAAGGAGAAAUAUCCGGGGGUAAAGGGAAGGGUGGUGUUGCAGGAUUUGCCGCAUAGUAUUGACAAGGCGUUGGAUACGCCGGGGGUGGAGAAUUGCGUGCACAACUUCUUUGAGCCGCAGCCUAUCACUGGCGCAAAGUUUUACUUCCUCCGCGGCGUGCUGCACAACCAUCCAGACCACAAAGUGCGCCAGCUGCUGCUGAACGUCAAGGCCGCGAUGAGCUCGGAUUCUGUCCUGCUGAUCGACGAGAUGGUGCUGCCGGAGAGCGGGGUGAAUGCGUAUGCCGCGGCCAUGGAUCUGACCAUGAUGGCCGCGUUUGCGAGCACGGAGAGGAGCGAGAAGAUGUGGAGGAAGAUUAUUGAGGAUGUGGGCAUGCGGCUGGUGAAGACGUGGCCGUAUAAUGAGGUCAGCUAUGAGAGCGUUAUGGAUGUACGGUUGGCGUAG
Molecule: messenger RNA, 4017 nt
Organism: Trematosphaeria pertusa
Lineage: Eukaryota; Fungi; Ascomycota; Dothideomycetes; Pleosporales; Trematosphaeriaceae
Product: acetyl-CoA synthetase-like protein
Exons: 6
Coding region: 1-4017 (1338 amino acids)
Biological process (GO): biosynthetic process
Molecular function (GO): O-methyltransferase activity; phosphopantetheine binding
Source: RefSeq, a predicted model, not a curated record